Molecule: messenger RNA, 1383 nt
Organism: Pocillopora damicornis (cauliflower coral)
Lineage: Eukaryota; Metazoa; Cnidaria; Anthozoa; Scleractinia; Pocilloporidae
Product: dopamine receptor D1.L-like
Biological process (GO): adenylate cyclase-activating adrenergic receptor signaling pathway; positive regulation of MAPK cascade
Cellular component (GO): plasma membrane
Molecular function (GO): G protein-coupled receptor activity
Source: RefSeq, a predicted model, not a curated record
UUAAGGAGGAGAAUAUCUCUCAUUUAUAAUCAGUCUUGACAAGUCGGUCUCGUAAGGUCUUAAAACACUCUUGGUAACUUUCCGGUACUUAGAAAAAAGGUGCCUUGUUUUUGAAAUCAAGUGACUCACAACAAGACACUUAAUGGACUAAGGAUAACAAAGACUGUUCAUUUUGGCUGAGGAAACACCGAGAUAAGGACGGUCACCCCGUAGAGCUGAACGGACGAAGCCGGGAAAUUCAAUUGAACCCUUCUCUAAUUUUUUUUAGCAAGUAACGCAAUGAACAACUCGCUCGCACAGCACAAACUCAACUCAAGCGCCGAGGAAAUUCAAACUUUUGAUUUCAUGCCAGGAUUCGUGUAUCCAGUCGCGACGUGUCAUAUAAUUAUAUUAACAGUAGCUGCAGUGGGAAAUCUUCUAGUUUGUUACGCUAUACUCGCCAACAGAAACUUGCGCAUCAAUCCAACGAACCUCUUUAUUUUCUCCCUGGCGUUGUCCGAUCUCCUGACAGUCACACUGGUUUUGCCAUUUGAUAUAGAAGGGAUCUGUCUUCAGUGGGUUUGGAAUCAUGGAGAGAUUAUGUGCAGAGCAUGGAUAACGAUGUACCUAAUAACCGUACCAACCUCGAUUUUGACCCUGUUGGCCGUCAGCGUGGAUCGAUACAAAAGCCUCAGUGAUCCUCUAAAUCGUUUUAGACGUUGCAGAUUCAUGACUCGGAAAAGAGCUUUCUUUAUCUGCUUUAUAAUCUGGCUGUACAGUUUUUUGAGCGCUUUGCUUCCUGUCAUGGGUUGGCGGACAGCUGACUAUUUUGUCCACGACAAAGUUUGUUAUUUCCCUUUCACCCGGGUUUAUUUCAUUCUGACUUCUGUUCUGAAUUUCAUUUUGCCACUAUUGGUAACAUGUGGAAUCUAUAUUAAGAUUUAUACGAUCGCUUCCACUCAUCACAAGAACGUUGAAGGAGAUGACAGCCGAAAAUUUCGUUCCACCGAAGAGAAAAAGGUGUAUACCAGAAAUGUAAGAGCAGCUAAGACAAUAUCUAUUUUUGUGGGGGCUUUUUUCUGUUGCUGGGUGCCAUUUUCCUCGGUCAGUAUUAUCGCGUUCAUUUGCGGCGAGUCAUGUACGGGCAGUAUCCCCUAUGAAGCUCGCAUCGUUUUGUUAAUGUUUGGGUACCUAAACUCAGCGCUCAAUCCGUUUCUUUUUGCAUUCCGUAACCGCAGAUUUAAGGCCACCUACUCGCUGAUGGUGAGAUCACUAAAAGCUCGUUCUAAGCCCGAAAGAAAAAUUAGCCGCUCGACACUGACGCAAAGCACGAUCGGCUCCGAAGUUCUAGAUUCGCAAGAUAUGAAUGUUCGUCUCCAAUCGGUGAGGCCGAAGCGGGAGUAG